UCCUCCUACACGCGAGGGGAAAAAAAGGCAGAGGGAGGCAGGCAGCAGGCACCUCGGGGAGCUCGAUGAGCCGCGGUGCUCCCUUCCCUGAGCUAGGUUUCUAUUGUAGGCGGUGCAUUCCUCGGGAGGGAGGGUGUGCGUGUGUCGGUGCCUUCCCACACUCGGGGCAGCUCUUAUUUAAUGGGGGUCUCCAUGCAGGGCAGAAGCCAGAGGAGAUUUUGCCGUUGCCAGCUCCCAGCCAGGCUCAGCGGCAGCUCACACGUCAAGCGCCGGCAUGGACCGCGGGGCUGAGAUAACCCUGGAGGAGGAGGCUCCAGUGAUCGGCCAAGCCUCCAGGAUGCACCUCAAGGAGGACUUGAGGAGGAUACGAUGCGCCGUGCUGCUGUGCCUGCUGGCUGUGCUGCUGCUGGCAUUGCCCACCGCCUACCUGCUGGUUGGAAACCUGCGAGCCCCCACCUCCUGCUCUGGCCAGGUCGCAGACGAGCGGGGCUCUCACUUUCUGAAGCAGCGGGCAGUAGCCACUGUUACAGAUACAAUUCCCAGUGCAGAGAAGCCAAGAGCGCACCUGACAGUGAAGAAACAAGAUUUUGCCAGCACCGUGGGAAACCACCUGCCAAUCCUGCAGUGGGAAGACAAGCGAGGCUUGGCCUUUACCAAGAACAACCUGAGCUAUUUCAGCAACUCACUGGUGAUACCUGUGUCUGGGGACUACUAUGUCUAUGCUCAGGUCACUUUCCGAGGGCACGUUGAAAGUUCAGGGAAAGCAAAUUCUGUCACGGCCAUCAUCACCAAAGUCACUGACAGCUACCCCGAGCCCACCCAGCUGCUGACCAGCACCAAGACCCUCCGUGAAGAAGGGAACAGCUGGUUCCAGCCCAUUUAUCUGGGAGCUGUGGUCUCCUUAGAAGUAGGAGACAAGCUGAUGGUCAACGUUAGCGACAUUAAGCUGGUGGAUUACACUAAGGAGCACAAAACCUUCUUCGGUGCCUUUUUACUGUAGGUCUCUGGCAGCAGCUGGUGGGGGUUGACAUGGCCCUGCAGGACUCUGGUUUGGUGAGGGCACGUCGGGGUGCUGGUCUCUGUGCUGUUCUCCUUUUGUACUGUCACUCACCUGCAGCACUCUCUGCAGCCUUAAAUUAUGGGGUAGGGAAAGCUGAAGCCACAGGCUGAAUUGAAACAAAGCAAAAAACUCCAGAAAAAAUGCAAGUCAGGCUAGAGGAAAAUAGAAGGUUUUGAAAGCAAAAGCUAAGAGCUCUUCAAAACUUUGAUUGCUUGGGAGGGACCUGUUAUAUGUGUGGGACAGGCCUAUUUAUCCUGAAUACUACAGCUAGGCUGCAUCACUAACUCCUCUUCUAAUAUAUAAUUUCCUCAUCUCAAAAAAAAAAAAAAAAAAGCACUUUAAACUUUCCCGGGCACUUCCAGUAUAGUUUUCCAUUACCUCACUUUAGACUCUCAGCUCUAAAAGGUAAUUAUUUUUUAUCAUUUCCUUACAAAUAGAUUUGAUCAGUACUUUGCACUAAUAUAAAACCCACAGUAAUCAUUAACUGCUUAAUUAAUCCCUUCCAACUUCCCUGUAAAGUAGAUUAAAAUUAUAUCGCGUUUUGCAGAAGCUACCUGAUUAUUUUUUUUUCCAGUAAAUUGUUUACAGUUAUGUAAGUCAAUAUGUAGGUUUAGGCCUUUAUGUAAAACUUCUAGGGAAAACGCAGAAAUGCUUUCUGUUUCAGCAUGACAGUGGAAUCCCCCUGUCAGAUCCUAACAUUAGGAAAACAGAAAAAAAAAAAAAACAAAGCAGAGGCACGCAACAAAAUUUUCUGCACUAUUGAAAAUCAACCACUGAAAUUUCAAGAGAAACAUUCUGCAAUAGCUGGUUUUCCUAUCCGUUUAAUUGAAAGCAAGUGCAACUAAAAAAAAAAAUCACUGCUUUGGUGCUCUCCCCCUUGCAACCACUGCUACAGCAGUCUGCAAAACUCAAAGGACUCCCCAGCCUUUGCCUGGGCGAGGGCUGCCAACCAGCUGCCCAUACAAAAGGUUCUCGGAUCUAAAGACAAGGUCAUGGUGUGCCACAGCCAGGUGCAGAGCUCAGGAGCACUCACUUCCCAUCUCACACUUACUGUUUUUCAUGGGCCUUGCUGUCUCUCAGGGAAAUUCCGCAGCUUUCCUUCUCCUCCCACAAUAAAUACAUCACUGACAAUGACUCAGGUCAUAUUCCAGUAGAUGCAGGCUUCACACUCUUACCUGCCCGGAGGUCUCACACCUAAGCACCUACCAUGCAGCUGUUCUGCAGGGGCUGGCCAGUGGCCAGGCUUUGCUCACUGCAGCUCUAUUUUUUUUUAUUUUUUUUUUUUCUCCUUACCUCAUCAGGCUCCCUCUGUUUUCUACUUCUUGGGCGGAAGUGAGAGCAAGGCGUGAUUCCCUAGCUAUUGUUUCCACCCAAAGCCAUGGCGGGGCCCAAAAGCACGCUGUUAGUGCCACACAGGCACCAAGGCCAGGGGACCCACAGGACGUGGGACAGGGGCUUGCAGCUGAACAGCUUGAGUGGGCAGAGGAGCUCUCUGGCAGAGACUGCCCAGCUACAAAAGACCACGUGUGACAUUGCAGCCUGACCAGCCGUGGGCUGCUUUGGCCACAGCAAGCCUCUUCCAAGCAGAGACGAUUUAUUGCUAUAUAAAGAUCUGUUUGAGAUGAGAAGGCAAAACACAACUGAAGCACAGAGAAGGGCCAAGCAGAUUAGGGUACAAAGGGAAGAGAGAGGCAGCGAGGUGAGAAAUCCAACCAAUACCUGGGUCUCUACCUCUUCAUGGCCUGGGUAUAAGCACUUCUGGGCUAACAACACGACUAUGCUUCUUAAUCCUGGCAGAUCUUUUAUCUAGUUAAAUUAUCUCAGAAAAGCAAGCUUUUUGACCAUCCUUCCCUAUUCUGCAGUGCCUUGGUCCCAUAGUAGGUUCUCAGUCACCCUUCACUGUUUUAUCUACACUGAGGCAGUAUUAAGCACAGUACUGAAAUACACAGUAUUAAAAGCUAGGAUGUUGGCAUCUUGCCUUGCUCUUCUUUCCUCAGCAGAUGUCUUUCUUGCUUCCUGCUCCUCAAGCCUAGGCAUCAGAUGUUGGUCCACUCUGCAGUAUAGCCCACCUAGGACACCUUGACAUUGCUGCUGCAUCAAAACUUCCUUAGAGUUCAGCUUCUCAUCCUUUCUUUGACUUGUCAAAGUCUUCACUUUCCCCACACCCACAUCCCAGCUGUCCUCUUGAUCCGUGUCUCCCUCAGGCACCUUCCUUCUUUCUUGGCCCUCUCCAUUAAGUAUAAAUACACCCCUUUGCCCAAAUCUAAAUUUCUACACGCUUCUCUCUUAUAAUCAUGUCAGAAAACUGCUAUUUGAAAAUAGAUCAAGACAUCAGAAAGUGAAGGUGGUGUACCUGCUAGUAGCUGCAAAUGCUCUUGGCCAAAAUAUCCUGUAAUUCUUUUAUUAGCUAGAUUCACUUCCAUUUUUAAACCCUUAUUGCUAUGUUUCCUUCAUCUGUUCAGUUUCUUAUGCUAAAACUACCUCUUGGAGACAAGAGGAGUUACUCCAUAUGUAUCUACUCAGCACCUAGCAUGCAACCUAGUUGUUAUUUCUCAGAAAGGGCAACUCAUCAUUCACCACCUUGGCAGGGCUGUUCCUACUGCUCAGAAAUCCCAUUUUUUCCCUUCGUACCAUCAAAAAAUGUGGUGAGAUCACAAGUUCAGGAAAAGGAUGUUCUUAGGGAAACCCUAAGACUUGCCAUUUCUUAGAUUUUCUCAAACAUUCUCUCAGUACCCCACACCAAGUCCUUCUGAGCUGCUGAUCCCUUCGUUGUGUGCCCAAAAUAUGAUCCAAAUUCAUGAAAACAUGAUAUUUGCAGGUCUUGCAGACCACCAUAUGGAGGCACUUAAUGUGACUAGCAUAGCAAAGAACAUGGCAUAUGUCAUAAAGAGGAGACUUAAGCAACCUCUCCAGGACAGGUGAUUCUCAGCAACUACGUGGGAAAGCUUUUAUGAAGUUAUAGAGGAUGAAUUUGAUGUAUCCUUGGAGAAAAUUGGAAUGCAAAUUCUAGCUGUACUAAGUUACAGAAAUUCAGAAAGCUCUUUACUUCUACAAGUGAGAUAACGUAGCAUUCUUCUGAGGCCAUAGGGCAAUCCUGAUAGGUUUGUAGAGCAGAUUUCCAUAAAAACUGAAUCUGAAGUCAUCAUCACUUAAUGACUGUUGCACUGAAUAUGAUAAAUAUGAGUUCCAGAGGACAGGAUUGUGCAUGCAGUAUUUAAUAUAUAACAAAAGAAACUUCUAGGGAAUACAUACAGAUAUAGCCAUGCUUGUGUGUUAAUGCAUAUUCCGUACAAGUUUUAGGAAGUGCUUUGGCAAUAACGAGCCCUUUCUCUAACAAAGUACAUCAUUUUUGUCCACUGUACACUGAUGAUAAUUUUCUCAAGCAAAAACUUACCUGCUGUUCUAACAAUGCAGAUAUGACUCUUGUUCCAUUAGCCAUACCACAAAAAUAUUUAUUUUAGUCCAUAGCAAGCUCUCCUACCCCAUUAUUUACACCAGCUUCUAGCACGUUUAGCACAGUAGCACACUUUGUAUAUAUCAUAAAGUAAUUUAUCUGGCAUUACUUGUUUUAAAGUGGUGCAGGCAUAUUAACAUGCACACAUCUACCCCAGUGGAAAUUCCCCCUUUCUCCCCUUCACUUCUCUUCCCUCACAUACAGUGCUAAUGCUUCUGUAACAGUGACUAGCAAGUAUAAUAGCAAGUACACGGGCUGCUUCUGACCCAGGGAUUCCGAUUCCACAGAAACCAGUGGCACAACCUCAGGGUAAAGCUGCUUAAGACAAUUCAGGCUCCAAGAGAAGUAUCAUAAGUAGACUGAAUCCAAGUUGCAAGUGAUCUGAUUUUCCCAGAGCUAAAUAAGGAUAGAAGUGUUCUCAGAAAAUCACAUUUAUUGAAUUAGAACAUUUCUUUAAUGUUAAUCAUUUCUGGAGAUGUGAAAAUGCAUAUACAUCAGCAUUUUCACUUGAAUGAGAAGAUGAUGAAAUCAGGCCUUGUGAACAAGUGACCUUUCAGUUUGUGGUCAGACUGAAAAUGUUUUGUUUUGGGUGGAUGUGAAACUAGAAGUUAUAAGAAAAACUCCAAGCUGGAGGAAUAGGGUUUAAGUAGGCAGCUCGUGCUACGUGAACUAAAACAAUUACGUGAUUUCGGAUUUUGACCCUUCCAUUUUCCAGUAAAAGAGAUAUUUAAGCACUAUACAGAAAAAAAAUCAUUUUUCUUCCAAUGUUUAUUUUAUUUUUUAGUAUGAAGCAUGGUCAAAAUAUUUUUGUUCUUUGGAUUUUUGUUCUUCCCCAAUCUCUUUGAUCUCCAAAAAGCUAACACUAAAUAUAACCGAAAUCCAUAUAAUGGUUCACUUACUUACUGCUUCCUUUCGCCUUAAAAACUAAUAAGCAUUAACUCUCUCUAUAUAGAUAUCCAAGUAAAUUUAAAUCAAGCUACAGAGGAUUACAGCUCCAAUGUUACCAACAUACGCUUUACUUAGUCUUAAGCAUGUGCUUAAGAUGAGUGACAUUGUAAAAGUGAGCUCAGUUUUCCUAUCUGGUGUAUGGGAGGAGUAAAAUCAAAUUAAAAGUGAUGUAAAUGUUUUAACUGUGUUUACCGUGAACUACACUAUUAUAGGAGUAACCCCCUAAACAUAGGAGCACUCACAGACCAUCGUCAGCACAUGUAUGUUGGCAGGAUUAGGGUCUAGAGGUGGAAAGUUAAAAGUCAUGUUCCUUAGUAAAACAUGACCCAAAUAACAAACAGUAGGCUGCCGAGAUGAUUUUGGACAUCGCAGUUUAGCAGAUGUCAGCUUGAGUAGACCCCCAGAAGGAAGGGAUGCAACCAGUCUGUAUCAAAGUGCAGCACAGACCAAGUGGGAUGGAUUAAGGUGUUACUUGUGAUUUUCAAUACAGAUAAACCAUAUUUUGAAAGAUUGUCUUUUUGAACUCUGUAUAACUGACCACACUGUGCUCUGAGUUUAUUAAUCUCCUGGGUGGCCCAUCAUUUCAGAUGAGAAAUGAGGAAAAAAAUUCGUUCUUUAGAAGAAUCAGACAGCGUCAAGAAUUUUUGCCCAAAUCUGGGUAUUAAGCACCAGUAUAGCAUUUUGCUAUUGUAAUGUAUUUUCAUUAAGUGAUUGCAUAUUGUCUUAUGCUUCAGUACUGAUGUUCACUUUUACCAGUAGAACAGACUUAGUUUCUUGUUUCUAAGUUUUAUGAUAAUAAAAAUGCAAGUUAACUAAUGUGAGAGCUUCUGAUCCUGGUCCCCUUCCAAAGACACUAACCCAACUGCACACAUAAGGGUGAUCAGCUAAUACAGCCAAACACCCAUGCUGCUGUGUGUUAGUCAUUGUUAUUGCAGUCAGCAAUCCUGCACCCACGUUGAGUAAACUCAAACUCUUUUCUUUGCCCCAGGAGGUAAUAGGGCUUCCCUUUCGAAAGGCAAAACAAAAGCUGACCAGAUUUUCUUUUUCAUUCAUUUUUCCCCUUUGCAGUGUGGGAAACAGCUGGUUCCUUUUUUUUUUUUUCCUUGCCAUUUCUUAGUAUAUUUUGAAGAAAGCCCUGUGGAAAAACAAUGCUCAUCAGAAACUGCAUCACAGUCAUACUGUCAAUCCUGAGUCAGGGCCCAAAGCUGAGCACACAAGGGAGAUGGGAACCACAUUAUUCCAGCCAGCUUUUUAAAUCGUCACCCGAACAAAAAAAAAAAAGUUUGCCCUGACUAGAGCUAUACAUGAGAGCACCUUAGCAGCUUAGAAACUCAGCAUUUCCAAUUUCUCUGCUAUUGACUGUCAGAGGUAACACAGCUGGGAAGCAUUGGACAAGUGAGGGUUCAAGUCUUGAGUGAAGGCAACAGAGCUCUGGGCACCCUUGGUCCUGUUCUGCACUGAGCUUUGCUGUCCUUACACUCUCAGUGUAGUAGCAGUACCCAUUGGAUAUCUACUUCUCAUCCCAGAUGGUUUUAUCUUCAAUCCUCUGCUGCCAAGAGCACAAACUCUUCCUUUUCCACUAGAAAAAUUCAGAAACAUUGUCCCAGUAGGCAUAUUUCUUAUCUCCACAACUUGUCAUUUUCCUGGCUUGAACACAAAGUAGCAUUUCUAAGUUAAUUCAGAAGUGAUUUCUGAUUAAUGGCUACGUGCUCUGACUCAAGUAAGGUUUUCACUUGGAAACUCUGAUGGAGGAAGCAUGUUUACCUUGGCUUUCAUCCACUCACAUACCUGAGAUAUUUUGUUAGGCAGGUGGCAGCCAGGAGUUAAUUAGUAGGAAACAGGCUUUCCCCCAUAAGAAUUCCACAACAAAACGGUGCAUUUCUUUUGAAUUCAAUAGCUACCUCAGAUUUGAAGACUAUAAAAAGUGUUUUUUUCCUUUUUUAAGAAAAACUUCCCGCUUUAGCAUGAGCUAAGCAGAAUUCCCUCCGUUUAUUGUACUUACUCUGUUUAGAGUGAAAUGGCAGUAGCAUAGCAGUAAUAGCUUGAGUUACUAUCUUUGUGGUCUAAAUACACUGGCAUGUACCUUCUCUCCACAUGAAGAUUUUACUUCAUUUUCCCUACCUUUCUCAUCCAAAAGUUGGAUAUUCUUAAUGAAUUUUUAUGUUCUCUUUCUAGCAAGGGUAGAGAUUUCUAAAAGGCUACAUCCCCUGGAAUGGGUGGAGAUGAGACCUUCUUCUCUCCCAAAGCUGCAACAGAAUGUAUGAAAAGAAAUUUUUACUAGCUAAAUGCAAGUGAGAUUACAAUAGCAGCACUCAGCAAGGGACAGCUAUCCCCAGCCCCCACACAACACUGCACUCCCUUCCCAAGAAGGCUGGAUAAAGCUGCCCAGACAGUUACUGCCCGAGCAGAAUCUUCACAGGGUUUGGUGUUAACAACUACAUCCAUGGACAUGGGUAUUGAAGGGAGAAUCUUUCAUGUGAUGCAUUUGUUAUUCCAUUAAAUUUACCCUGGACAGUAGGGAAGUUUAGCUUCUUGAGGUGCCCAACCACAGCUAGAUCUGCUCACACCAGCUUUGUUCUUGCAUGAAGACCCCUUUUCCAGGCUGGGAAAAAGUUCAAAAGUCACUUAUAAUACACCCAGCUUUUGGGAGAGGCUUUGAGUUCACUCUGGCAGGGCUAGAAGACUGUCUCAGUUGGUGCUCCAUCCUGCAAGAUGCUUAGGAGACAAAGCGGGUGAAUGGAAGGAACACUCAUAGGAAGAGACUUUAUUUCAAGAGUCCCUGCUCAUCGACAGGCAGCUGAAUAAGGGCCCAUUUUCUCCAACACACUCAGCAGCUGUCAGACAUGUUCUCAAAGCUAAGAAUCCAUUGAUUCAGGUUUUUUGACACCUGGUGCCAAAGCUAGACAGGAAUCUCUUCAAAAGUGAAGCAACAAGCCAAGUUUAUCAAUAGCAGCAGUUCCAAAUUCAUUUUGCCUUAGAAGUAUUACUGCAAGUCCUUUGGAAUAGCAUGCAAGAGAGCGCCUCACAAGUUAGAGCCUAGUACCCAUAAACACCAGGUUACUGUAAAUAGUACGUCAUUAAGUUAUUUAAUAUUACAUUGUCUUAAAUUAUUAAAUACUAUAUUAUUAAGUGCCGUAAAUAGGAAGGUUUGGGUGGUUUUGCUGAAUUAUGAACUAAACUAGCUUCCAGAUGCUCUCAUUCUUGUAAAAAUCAAGCUAUGUUUUCAUUGAUUGUAGAGUUUUAUCAGAAUGCCAAAAAGGCACUGAAAAUGUUUACUGCAUAUUUAUUGGUACUGUAUAUAUAGAUGUCAGUUAUAUGUAAGAAAUUGUAAAAGACAAGGUAUAAAGUUGAGAUCUAUUAAACUUAACUAUUUACUUUAGCAGAUGGCUUUGAUGUCUUUUGACAAGCAAGUUUAUAAAUUUUUUUUUUAAAUACAUGCCUUAAAAUAAAAAAUAAAAGCACUUCUACUCA
This is a messenger RNA of Anas platyrhynchos (mallard), 8933 nucleotides long. It is a transcript of the gene TNFSF15, whose product is annotated as TNF superfamily member 15. Gene Ontology annotation, molecular function: tumor necrosis factor receptor binding. NCBI's taxonomy places the organism in Eukaryota, Metazoa, Chordata, Aves, Anseriformes, Anatidae. The record is from RefSeq and is a predicted model, not a curated record. Gene Ontology annotation, cellular component: membrane. Gene Ontology annotation, biological process: immune response.